AUGAUGAGUAACUUUUUGGCAUCGCAAAACAAGAUUAUACUCUCUCUAUCAAUAGUGUCGUUAAUCUUUUCGAAUUCAUAUUGGUUUUUUGCUUGUUUGAGUUCUUUGAAGUUGUACUUCUCUACAUAUCCAUUCCAUCUCCUGGGCCUUGCCUUCAACAAAAACUGCAUAUUUCUCAUUUGCAAUGGGCUGUUGGUGUUUGUUGCAAAAACCUCUGGCGGAUCGGUUAGUUCUUCCUCUGGUUCUGAUGUUAACGAGUUAUCGCAUAAAAAUAUUGCGGAUAGUUUGCAGCCAACUCUCGAGACAAAAGAACCCACCUUGUUGAUUAAGGACGUUAUGGACGUGGAUAGUACUGAUAAUGAAGAAAACGAAGAACUAAAGGAAGAAAAUGAAGCAGAAGCGUCAAAAGAAUUAGAAGAAGAAGAAAAAGAAAAAGUACUAGAUGAAUGCUCGUGUGUAGAUGAAAAGAAACUCACAAACUUGAUUAUGGAAGAUUUAGAAGGCGACGGCCCUGGUGACGGAGGAGGGGAAAACGAGUCCGAAAUCGGGUUGCUCUCUGAAGAAGAAGAAGAAGAAAGCAUGGAGCAGUUGAGUACGGAAGAGUUGAAUAAGAAGUUCGAAGAUUUCAUACUAAAGAUGAAGGAAGAUAUCAAGAUGGGAAGCUCGACACCAACUAAUUAUAUUGGUCAAGUACAUUAUAAUUAUGAUAUCAAUUUGGACGACAAGAAUUGGCCUAUCAUUAUAGUCAAUUAG
Messenger RNA from Fraxinus pennsylvanica, 753 nucleotides. NCBI's taxonomy places the organism in Eukaryota, Viridiplantae, Streptophyta, Magnoliopsida, Lamiales, Oleaceae. The record is from the annotation of a GenBank genome assembly.